This is a messenger RNA of Acanthisitta chloris (rifleman), 1467 nucleotides long. RefSeq names its product RUN and FYVE domain containing 3 (gene RUFY3). Bases 1 to 1467 code for a protein of 488 amino acids. Gene Ontology annotation, cellular component: cytoplasm. Gene Ontology annotation, biological process: regulation of axonogenesis. The record is from RefSeq and is a predicted model, not a curated record. The transcript has 14 exons. Lineage: Eukaryota; Metazoa; Chordata; Aves; Passeriformes; Acanthisittidae.
AUGUCUGCUCUGACGCCUCAAAGCGACAUGCCAACCCCCACCACAGACAAGAUCACUCAGGCUGCCAUGGAGACCAUCUAUCUUUGCAAAUUCCGAGUGUCCAUGGAUGGAGAGUGGCUCUGCUUGCGCGAGCUGGAUGACAUCUCGCUGACACCCGACCCAGAGCCAACCCACGAAGACUCUUGGGAGGAUUUGACAGCUGUGGUGGAGCAGUUGCGCGAUGAUACUGAAGACCCCAAUUAUCUCAUGGCUAACGAGCGCAUGAACCUCAUGAACAUGGCCAAACUGAGCAUCAAGGGCUUGAUUGAGUCAGCACUGAACCUGGGCAGGACACUGGACUCAGACUAUGCACCUCUGCAGCAGUUCUUCGUGGUGAUGGAGCACUGCCUUAAGCAUGGCCUCAAAGCCAAAAAGACUUUUCUUGGGCAAAACAAGUCAUUUUGGGGACCUCUAGAACUAGUAGAAAAACUCGUUCCUGAGGCUGGAGAGAUUACAGCAAGUGUUAAGGACCUCCCAGGGCUGAAGACACCUGUGGGCAGAGGAAGAGCUUGGCUUCGCCUGGCUCUGAUGCAGAAGAAACUUUCAGAGUACAUGAAGGCCUUGAUUAACAGAAAGGAUCUCCUCAGUGAAUUUUACGAGCCCAACGCCCUGAUGAUGGAGGAGGAAGGUGCCAUCAUUGCUGGCCUCCUUGUGGGUUUGAAUGUCAUCGAUGCCAACUUCUGCAUGAAGGGAGAAGACCUGGACUCCCAGGUUGGAGUCAUUGACUUCUCAAUGUACCUGAAAGAUGGGAACAGUACAAAAGGCACUGAAGGAGAUGGCCAGAUAACUGCUAUCCUGGACCAGAAGAACUACGUAGAAGAGCUCAAUAGGCAUUUAAGUGCUACAGUGAACAACCUACAGGCCAAGGUGGAUGCCUUGGAAAAAUCCAACACAAAGCUGACUGAGGAGCUUGCAGUUGCCAACAACAGGAUCAUUACACUGCAGGAAGAGAUGGAAAGGGUUAAGGAGGAGAGUUCCUACAUCCUGGAGUCCAGUCGUAAGGUUGGUGUCACCAAGGACAGAAGUGCUGAGGGCCAGGCACUGACUGAGGCUCGGAAACAGCUGAAGGAGGAGACUCAGCUGCGGCUGGAUGUGGAGAAGGAGCUGGAGGCACAGAUUGGGAUGCGGCAGGAGAUGGAGCUGGCCAUGAAGAUGCUGGAGAAGGAUGUGUGUGAGAAACAGGACGCGCUGGUGGCACUCAGACAGCAGCUGGACGACCUCAGGGCCCUAAAGCAUGAACUGUCCUUCAAGCUGCAGAGUUCAGACAUGGGAGCGAAACAGAAGAGUGAAUUAAACAGCCGCUUGGAAGAGAAAACAAAUCAGAUGGCUGCAACCAUCAAACAGCUGGAACAAAGUGGAAAGGAUUUGGUGAAACAGGCAAAAACCUUAAAUAUUGCAGCAAACAAACUGAUCCAGAAGCAUCACUAG